Micropterus salmoides (largemouth bass) is the source of this 2940-nucleotide messenger RNA. RefSeq names its product transmembrane channel-like protein 6 (gene tmc6a). Gene Ontology annotation, cellular component: plasma membrane. The record is from RefSeq and is a predicted model, not a curated record. Gene Ontology annotation, molecular function: mechanosensitive monoatomic ion channel activity. NCBI's taxonomy places the organism in Eukaryota, Metazoa, Chordata, Actinopteri, Centrarchiformes, Centrarchidae. The coding region runs from base 152 to 2452 and encodes 766 amino acids. The transcript has 19 exons.
GGCACGAUUUGGGGGAAGUGUCUAUGAUGUGUUUUGACAAUCAGACUAUUCAAGAAUAGACUGCUACCAUGUUAGAGAGAGAUGCAGAUGCACUGCUCUGCUACUUUUCAUAUGAUGUACUGUUUGCAGUAAACGGAGCUAAUCAAGAACUAUGGCCUACAGUGUGAGCUUGAGUGUCAACAUUUGCCAAAUGGAUUCUGACUAUCAGAACCUAGGAGAAGACGAUUCAGCUAAGGACUCGUUCCAGCUCGCUGGAGAGCCAGCAGCCAGCACCCAGAUGUGUCGUGAAAGCCUACAGAUGGACGUUUUAUGGGACUGCGCAGACGAACACAUGAGAGACGAGACACAUGACAAGGAGCAGACGUACUCUCUGCAGAGGCACCGCUGGUCAGCUGCUACCCUAAAGGUCCUCUCCACGAUGCCCAGUCGUGCUGCUGGGACAAACGGUGCUGCAGUAGUUUCCCAAUGUGCCGGACACUCAUCUCAGCUACACCAGGCGACCUCCCAUGAUUCUUCUCCCCCCUCCAGACCAAUCCAGGAUGACUCUAUCCAGGCAGACAUGGAGGAAAUUAUUACUGAAGAAAACAAGAGGAAGCAGUUGGUGUCCAACCUCCGAGGCCUCUCAGCGAGCGAGGGCAUGCGCAAGCUGCGAGCCAUGCCGCUCAGCCUGCCAGCUAAGAUGGAAAUCAGACGACUCGCUUUCAGUGACGCAGCUGAGAGAUCACUCAUCAGCAGAAAUAUUCCGUGCUACAGUCAUCUACACGUGUACAUUUCAAGGACUUGGCGUCACUGCCUGUUCAGCUGCCUCCCCAUCAUCAGUACCCUCAAGCUGUGGCAUUCACCCAUGAAGAGACUGAGCGGGCGUUUCGGAACCGGAGUGCUCUCCUACUUCCUGUUUCUCCGGACCCUCCUGCUCUUCAACCUUCUCCUCUUCGUCAUCAAUGGCCUAUUCCUUGUCUUCCCUCAAGCUGUCCACCCUCCUCCUCUUCCUUCCGACUCUCACUUCGACACUUUCACUGGGCUUGAGCUUCUCACAGGAAUGGGUCCCCUCUCUAAGAGUGUGAUGUUUUACGGCUACUACACCAACAACGUCAUCAAAACUCACACCUACAGCAUACCUGCAGCCUAUUUCUUUACCAUUGUCAUCGCCUUCUUCAUUAUCUGCAUCAUCCUGGUCAUGUCCAGGUCCCUGGGGAAAAGUUUUCGUGUCCUCAAAUCCAAUGGGAAUCUGGCGGUGAAAGUUUUCUGCUCCUGGGACUUUAAAGUCAGCAAGAAGACGUCUGUCAUACUUCAGUCUGAGAAAAUCAGCACUCAGCUCAAAGAGCUGCUGUCUGAUAUGAUCGGUGGAGAUGGUGUAAAGAGCUGCAUGCAGCGACUCUGCCUCCUCACAGUGCAUCUGAUAACGUGGGCAACAUGUCUGACCAGCAUCUCCCUAGGCACCAUGGCAGUCCACUUCCUGUCAGAGGAUGCCACUAAAGAGAGUUCUGAAAGAGAAACUCAGCUGCUGCGCUUGUCUGCUGUUGUGUCCGGCAUUAACCUGUUGCUCCCCGGCGUCUUCAACGUGUGUGCUUGGGUAGAGAAUCAUGACUCACCCAGUGUUGAAGUCUAUGUCUCCAUCUUCAGGAACCUGUUGUUGAAGGUCAGUAUUGUUGGAGUGCUGUUACACCGCUGGUUGGGGAAAAUUGCUGCGGAACCAGAAAGUCGUCGUUUACAGUGUUGGGAGAGCUUCGUCGGGCAAGAACUGUACUGCUUGCUCCUGAUGGACUUUGUCUUCACAGUGCUUUACACUUUUUUGGGAGAAUUCCUAUGGAGGCUCUUUUCCAAGCAAGUGAUGAAAAGGAACAGGAAGCCAGUGUUUGACAUUGCUCGUAAUGUCCUGGAGCUCAUAUAUGGACAAACGCUUACCUGGCUUGGGGUGCUGUUUGCUCCACUGCUUCCUGCAGUCCAGAUCAUUAAACUGUUUGUGCUGUUUUACAUGAAGAAGAGCAGUGUGCUACUCAACUGUCAGGCCUCCAAAAAGCCCUGGAGGGCCAGUCAGAUGACAACGCUAUUCAUCUCUCUUUUGUGUUUCCCCUCAUUUCUUGGUGCUGCAGUGUCUGUGUCAUACACAAUGUGGACGAUUAAGCCUUCGUCAGGGUGCGGCCCUUUCAGGAAUCUCACCACAAUGUUCCAGUCAGGGAAGCUGUGGGCCAAGGAGCUGGGGAACCACCACCCAAUCCUGUUUUGGCUCAGCUGGGCCUACAACUCUCUGGUGGAGAACCCAUUGUUCUUAUUCCUUGUCAGUGGAGUCCUUUUAAUGGUGAUAUAUUUUCAUACUCAUGUUGUUGAUGGCCAAAGGAAAAUCAUCAGUCGGUUAGAAAAUCAAAUUGAAAAUGAGGGUAAAGACAAAACGUUCCUCAUCACCAAAUUGCAAGAUAUUUAUGAACAGAGUAGACUGGUUUCCCCUCAUUGAUAAGGUGGAUAUUCUCAGUACCGCAUAUCCUGUUUGUGGUUGUAGCAUAUCUUAUUUGUUUGCUCCCUGUUUUAAUUACCUCGCUGGUAAUCUAAAAAGGACAUUUGUGUUAACAGACUUCCUUAUAAAAAGUCCCCCCCCCCGCUUUUUCUUCCCCUCUCCAGCCCGUGGCUGAACAACAUUCACACCAUACUGUAGAAAUGACAAGUAAUUAUCUCAUAAGUGACAAACAUCAUCGCUUGAAUAUUAUCUCAUCUAUGUCAACAUGUUUGCCAACAUCAUGGAGGUCACCUACAAGCUACAAUGAAAAGAAAAGCAAAACCAGUAACAAAAUCUGGUUGAUAUCAUAUCUAUGAGCUGUCAAUAUUUAAUUAUACAUGGCACUCUAAUUGUAUGUCAGGAUGUAUAUUUUUAUUUGUGUAAAUGUUUAUGAAAAUUUAUUUUGAAGGUGUUUUAUCAAAAGACAAAAUAAAUUUGUUUGAACACUU